GAUGAACAAAAUGAAACAAAUGAAAAAAAACAGAAAAAGACUUAGAGACACUGGGAAGUGACAGGUGGUUACCAUGGGGAAGAGACUGAGGUAAGUGGGUGAAAUAGAUGAAGGGGAUAAAGAAGCGCAAAAUCCAAAUCAUAUUUAGGUUAGUCAUGGGAAAGAAAGAGAACACAGCACAGGGAUACAGUCAGUAGUUUUGUAAAAUCUUUCUAUGUUGUCAGAUAGUAACUACACUAGUUGGGUGAGCAUUUAAUAGCAUGGAUUAUAGUUGGAUAACUAUGUUGUAUUUUUGAAACCCAUAUCGUUUAUCAAACUAUAUUUCAACAAAAAAGGACACAGGAAAAUGGUCAGGAUGGUCGUAGGAGUGCAGUGAAGAUUAAGUGCAGGGACACAGAUGCAAACAUUGGAAGCACACGGGAAGGGAAAGUGAGUGAUAACGUGAGAGCCUGGGAGUGGCCCUAACACAGCAGGGCAGUGACAAGGAGCUGCUCCCUGCCCCCCACCAAGUCCGGCGCCUCUGGGCCUCGGGGAGGGCACCCCACUGCCCUCCUUCACAGAAGCACCCAAAAAGAGACUAAAAGACGCCUCUGCUCUCAGGAUUAUUUUUACUCUUCACCAGUGAAUGUCAGGCGUUUGGGAAUUUAAAGGGAUGGUCCCCAAAAGAUAAGGGCAAGGCCUUACUGUAAAGGAGAGGUUACCUUCCCAGUGCCACCUGCACCGACUGUGAAGGUCCUUCCCUGGAAUUUAUUUUUCUGAAUUGCCACGGAGGAACAUUUUUCUCUAGAUCAAUACCUGAUCACUUCAACUCCUAGGAUGCAAAUGUAUUCUCAUCCCACAAGCAUGGUUUAUUCACCUUAAUUAACUAAAAAUGACACCGAAGUAAACGUAACACUUAUUAAGUUGGACCCGUGAGAAAACGAAAAGGCAGGACUUUUCGCAAACCUAGUGAUUAUGUAACCAUGAAAAAUGACACAUUCCAAACAAAACCUAAGUACCCAGGGAGAGCUCAUACACAUUCCUUGCCACCUGGGGGCACCUGGGCUCACACUGGGGGACCAGCCCCGUGCACAGCACCCGUCCCAUCACAGGACCCAGUGUCCCUAAUCCUGUCUCCUGAGUUUCUCUCUUCCUAAGGAAGCGCGGGGCUCACUGUCCUCAGAACCGCUUCCUGGGCCCAAGUCACCUCACUGCCUCUUGGGGAAGAGCAAGCAAACCCACUCUGCAGGGGGAUGGGCCCGACCCAGCCAUCACUCUGCUCCCGCUCCCCAGGGGUCCUCCCAAAGCAGUGUCCCUCCCCUGCCCUGACUCUCACCUCCUACUGAGCCCUCGCCAACCUGUGCUGCUUUGGGGAAGCGCACCUCUUCACCCAGAAUGUGUUACUGGCUCUGAAGUGGGAUCACGUGAGUGCUGUGUCCUGCUGGGCCCAGGGGGCCUCACCUGGAGAGGCCGACCGGGGGGCAGGACGAAUCCUUCCAGGAUACUUGGCUCCUCCUGGAGGGAGGGUCACAGGUGGGUCUUCCCUCUCUGAAUCACAACGCUGGUUCCCAGAAACCAUUACAGAGCAGGUUCUCUGGACUGUGCCAGGCCUUUGCAGCCUCGAUGCCCUCAGCUAGCAGGCCCGUCUGCCUUCAACACCAUCAUCCCCACACAGCCCAGCCAUGUCAUCCUACAGCCGAGUGGUGCUGGUUACUGGGGCCAACAGGGGCAUUGGCUUGGCCAUUGUACGCAGCCUGUGCCAGCAGUUCUCGGGGGACGUGGUGCUCACGGCGCUGCACGCAGCACAGGGUCAUGCGGCCGUGCAGCAGCUGCAGGCCGAGGGCCUGAGCCCGCGCUUCCUCCUGCUGGACAUCUGCAACCGGCAGAGCAUCCGGGCCCUGCGGGACUUCCUGCUCAAGGAGUACGGGGGCCUCGACGUGCUGGUCAACAAUGCGGGGAUAGGCUUCAAUGAUGAUCCCACAAGAUUGCAUUUUCAAGCACAAAUGGCCAUGAAAACCAACCUUUUUGGUACCCGAGAUGUCUGCACGGAGCUGCUGCCUCUAGUGAGACCCCAAGGCAGAGUGGUGAAUCUCUCUAGCACACUGAGCUUGGUAGCUAAAACCUGCAGCCUGGAACUGCAGCAGAAGUUUACAAAUGAGACCAUCACAGAGGAGGAGCUGGUGGGGCUCAUGAACAAGUUUGUGGAAGAUACAAAGAAUGGAGUGCACUUGAAGGAGGGCUGACCUUCUAUGAAAUUGGUUCCCUAUGCAGUGUCAAAGGUCGGCCUCACAGUCCUGUCCAGAAUCCUGGCCCGGAAACUGAGUGAGCAGAGGACAGGGGACAAGAUACUCCUGAAUUCCUGCUGUCCCGGAUGGGUCAGAACCGACAUAGGGGGACCCGAGGCCUUGAAAAGCCCAAAGGAAGGAGCAGAGACCACCGUGUACUUGGCCCUUUUGCCAUCAAAAGCUGAAGGCCCUCACGGAGAGUUUGUUUUGGAGAAGAAUGUUGUACAAUGGGAACCUGGCGUAGAGCUGCCUGCAUGGAUGCAAAUAUAUGGAGAGCUGUGACUGACCAAAAGGACCUUAAUACUGUCAAAAGUGUCCUAGCGCAAACAAACAAUAAGAAUGAUGGAGUACUCACUCUGAGUGGGAUACCAAUUCUGUGAAAUCUUUAGUAAUUUCCUCUGUGAUAAAAGGGGUCAAAAAGUGGGAAGAUGAUAAUAAUGAAUGAACAUCUUAGAUGAAUAAAUGGUUCUUUACAAAUGUCUGUUUGUGCUGAUUGUUUACAGGCCAGCCAGCUCAGGGAGUUAAUGACAUAAAGGUUAGGCCAAAGCAAGGGACAGGAUAACUCAGGGGUUGGCAAACAGUAUAGAAUGAGCCAGAUACAAAUGACAUUCAGCUUUGCAGACUACAUGGAACAGGCCUGAUGCCUACUUCACCAGCCUCUUGUUUUAUUACCUGCAUGAAACCAAGGAGAGAAUGCAUAGCUGUGCUUUCACACCAAACUGUUUGAGAUCGAAACGGUAGCAAAGUGUGAAUUCUCAGACGGCCUUUGUAAGAAAUACACAUCCAUGAAGGAAUCUGAAAUAACUGGGGGUAGAAUGAACAUGGAUUAGGUCCAGAUUUCAUAACUAUUUUUCAUUAAACAUAUGCAAACUUAUUAGAAAGAAAAGUGAUGGCCCCUGAAGCAAGGGUAGGGCCCUUAUUUUAAAAGGGAUGUUGACCUUGCAAGUUUCAACCUCAACAGAGCUGUGAAUUUCCUUCCCUUAACUUGUUUGUCUAAACUGAUAUAGCACUAAAAUCAAUUUCUGUGAUAGGACAUUUGAUUCUCAGCUGCUGGUCUGUAAAUGUAUUUUGGUAUCACAAAAAAAUUUCUUUUUUCUCCAGAGGUUAAAUAUAAUAGCUUAUUAGAUAUACCAUUUCUUAACUUUGACCUGGAACAGAACCAAUAAAUUUGACAUUUUGUAGAUUUA
This is a messenger RNA of Manis javanica (Malayan pangolin), 3451 nucleotides long. The record is from RefSeq and is a predicted model, not a curated record. NCBI's taxonomy places the organism in Eukaryota, Metazoa, Chordata, Mammalia, Pholidota, Manidae.